This is a messenger RNA of Caenorhabditis briggsae, 1446 nucleotides long. It is a transcript of the gene Cbr-sqv-4, whose product is annotated as Protein CBR-SQV-4. Gene Ontology annotation, molecular function: NAD binding; UDP-glucose 6-dehydrogenase activity. Gene Ontology annotation, biological process: glycosaminoglycan biosynthetic process. The record is from RefSeq and is a predicted model, not a curated record. The coding region runs from base 1 to 1446 and encodes 481 amino acids. The transcript has 3 exons. Gene Ontology annotation, cellular component: cytosol; nucleus. Lineage: Eukaryota; Metazoa; Nematoda; Chromadorea; Rhabditida; Rhabditidae.
AUGACUGAUCAAGUGUUCGGUAAGGUCUCGAAGGUAGUAUGCGUUGGUGCCGGAUACGUUGGUGGACCCACAUGUGCCAUGAUUGCUCAUAAAUGCCCACAUGUCACGGUCACAGUCGUCGAUAUGAACAAGGAUAAGAUUGCCGAAUGGAACUCAGACAAGCUUCCAAUUUAUGAGCCUGGACUCGACGAGAUUGUGUUCGCAGCACGUGGUCGCAAUCUUUUCUUCUCAUCCGAUAUCCCAAAGGCAAUCGCUGAAGCUGACUUGAUCUUCAUUUCGGUGAACACGCCAACCAAAAUGUACGGACGCGGAAAAGGAAUGGCUCCAGAUCUGAAAUAUGUUGAAUCGGUCUCCCGGACUAUCGCUCAAUACGCUGUUGGACCAAAAAUUGUCGUUGAAAAGAGUACAGUACCAGUGAAGGCCGCUGAGUCAAUCGGAUGCAUUUUGAGAGAGGCACAGAAGAAUAAUGCGAAUCUGAAAUUCCAAGUACUCUCUAACCCAGAAUUUUUGGCUGAAGGAACUGCUAUGAAAGAUCUUGCCAAUCCCGACCGUGUUCUAAUUGGUGGAGAAUCUUCCACAGAAGGCCUUCAAGCUGUCGCCGAACUUGUUCGCAUCUACGAAAACUGGGUACCACGUGAACGCAUCAUUACUACUAACACAUGGAGCAGUGAGCUAUCCAAACUUGUCGCCAACGCUUUCUUGGCUCAAAGAAUCUCCUCUAUUAACUCGAUCUCCGCUGUUUGUGAAGCAACCGGUGCGGAAAUCUCCGAAGUAGCUCAUGCCGUCGGGUUUGAUACUCGAAUUGGAAACAAAUUCUUGAAAGCUUCAGUUGGAUUCGGAGGAAGCUGCUUCCAGAAAGACGUUCUUUCGCUUGUUUAUCUCUGUGAAUCACUCAACCUUCCACAAGUUGCUGAAUACUGGCAAGGAGUAAUCAAUGUGAACAAUUGGCAACGUCGACGAUUCGCUGACAAGAUCAUUGCUGAACUUUUCAAUACUGUUACUGACAAGAAAAUUGCUAUCUUCGGAUUUGCUUUCAAGAAAAAUACAGGAGACACUCGCGAAUCCUCUGCCAUUCACGUCAUGAAGCAUCUGAUGGAGGAGCACGCCAAGUUGUCGGUUUACGAUCCAAAAGUGCAAAAGUCGCAAAUGAUCAAUGAUCUGGCUGCUGUUACGAGUGCUGAUGAUGUGACACGUCUUGUCACUGUGGAGACGGACCCGUACGCUGCAGCUCGAGGAGCCCACGCCAUCGUUGUUCUCACUGAAUGGGAUGAGUUCGUCGAUCUGGACUACAACAAGAUUCACGACAACAUGCAACAUCCAGCUGCUAUUUUCGAUGGUCGACUCAUUCUGGAUCAAAAGGCGUUGCGCGAGAUUGGAUUCCGUACUUUCGCCAUUGGAACUGCACCUGAUCAAGCUUACAAUCUGUUUGGAACCGCCGGUUACUAA